Molecule: messenger RNA, 19206 nt
Organism: Oncorhynchus keta (chum salmon)
Lineage: Eukaryota; Metazoa; Chordata; Actinopteri; Salmoniformes; Salmonidae
Product: collagen alpha-3(VI) chain-like
Exons: 60
Coding region: 305-18340 (6011 amino acids)
Molecular function (GO): serine-type endopeptidase inhibitor activity; protein binding
Source: RefSeq, a predicted model, not a curated record
CUCAACCUUAGAGUCAGUGCCACAGUUCCUCUGCAGAGUGAUCGGGAGGGUGUCAGUCUGUUUCUGAAGUGCUGAGUUUCAGUGUGUGCCGAUAACCAAGGCUCCUCUGUGGUCUAUCAGCCCAUCUCCACCACGCUCAUCCGCCUUCCUUCGGGGGAGCUGGACAAGCCAGCUGCACAGAGAGGAAAUACCAGGAGGAUAAUGACCUAAAGGCCUUUGUCAUUUUGCAGAUUUUUGUUUUUACCAAAGGCUGUGGAAUACAGCUAUUUCAGCUCAGGGUGUUCUUUUUGGUGCUAGGUAGAAGAUGAGGAAACACCGGCUGUUACCGCUGUGCGCGCUUCUGGGUGUCCUGUUCGCAGGACUUCUGCCCAAACUUGAUGCCCAGGGUCAGGAAGCACAAGAGUCAGCUGACCUUGUACUCUUAAUUGACGGAUCUGAGAACGUUGGAGCGGCCAACUUCCCCCGCGUGCGCGAUUUGGCUAUGAAAGUCAUUGAGGGCCUCGAUGUGGGCAGGGACACAAUUCGGGUGGCUGUGGCUCUGUACAGCGCGGACCUAGAGAUUCAGUUCUUUCUAAAUAGCUAUGACACCAAAGCCGCUGUCCUGGAUGCUGUGAAGGCCCUUCAGUUCACAGGCGGCGAUGAGGCUAACCUUGGAGCCGCCUUGGAGAAUGUCGCUGGGAGCCUGUUGACUCCGGCAUCAGGGGGCAGGGCAGAGGAGGGGGUGCCCCAAGCUCUGGUGGUGAUCAGUGCCGGGCCGUCCAAUGACGAUUUCAGUGCGGGUGACAGGGCUCUUAAGGCAGCGAGCAUUAUCACGUUUGGCGUGGUGGUCGGCGGCGAGGCUACAGCCGAGCUGGAGACUAUCGCCACAGACAAGAGCUUUGUUCUGUCGGCCCCCGAUUUCAGGGCAGUGGCAAGCUUGGGUGACCAGUUGCUACCAUAUGUUAAUGCAGUGGCCCAGCGCACCAUUGUCAUUCAGAAUGAAUUUACAGAAGCCUUGGAAGUGGGAAAAAGGGAUAUCAUUUUUCUCGUUGACAGCACUAUGGGUGCCACAUUGAUCAACUCUCUUCGUGAGUUUAUCAAAAGGUUUGUUGACACCAUGCCGAUCGGACCGGAUCAAGUGCAAGUGGGUGUGACCCAGUUCAGCAACACUGCCAGGGAUGAGAUUGAGCUGAACGCAUAUGGAUCCAAGGAAGACCUGAGUGCAGCCCUGGGCAGACUCAAGCCAAGACCAGGACAAGUGGUGAACAUCGGGGCGGCCCUGGACUUUGUGAGGACCAAUACACUGAGGGCUGACAAGGGGAGUCGUAUUAAGCAGGGCGUGCCCCAGCUGGUUCUGUUGUUGACCAGUAAGAAGUCCAGCGACAGUGUGGGGCAGGCUGCUGAGGCACUGCAGCGCAUGGGGGUUCUGACCCUGGCUGCCGGCUCUAAGACGGCCGAUGAGCAGGAGCUGAAGCAGAUUGCCUUUGAUGAGAGCUUGGUGUUCAUGCUGAAGGACUUCCGCGCAUUGAUCCGCAACCCCAAGUUGAUUGUCUCUCCCCUCUCCACUCUAUCGGGGGUUGUGGUGAUUGAGGGACCGACAGAGCCAGUGGUUGAAAUCACAACAGUGCAGACCCAGCGAGUAGUCAGAGACAUCGUCUUUAUGGUGGAUGGCUCGAGCUACAUUGGGGGUGCCAACCUUCCGUACGUGCGGGAUUUCAUUGCCAGUGUGGUAAACCAGCUGGACGUGCGGCCCGACAGGGUGCGCAUCGGUCUCAUGCAAUUCGCAGAGAACCCAAAAAUUGAAUUCUAUCUGAACACGCACAACACAAAGCAAGAUGUGCUGGCUAGCCUGGGUGAGCUCAGGCUAAUGGGAGGGUCUGCUUUGAACACGGGCGCGGCAAUGGAUUACGCACUUACCAACAUGUUCCAGGCCUCGACUGGGUCACGUAAGAGGCAAGGUGUCCAACAGGUGCUUCUCCUGAUCACUGGAGGCCCAUCCCAGGAUGAGGUUAAAAGGAUAGCAGACAAAGUGGCCGUGGCGGGUGUACUGACCUUCACAGUCAGUGCUGGCCAGGCAGAUGAGGACUACUUGAAGACGGUCGCUUUUGUUCCAAACUUGGCUUACCAUGAAAGCCGAUUUGCUGACCUGCCAAGUGUUGUUGAACAGAUCAUGACUCCUUUGACUACUGUGGUUGGAGAUACAGACAUCACAGAAACAGAAAUAACCGAGGAACCUGCAGUCGUUGGAGGCGAGAGGGAUGUUGCGUUCCUGAUUGACGGCUCUGAUAAUGUCCGAGCAGAUUUCCCCUACAUCCGGGACUUUAUCAUCAAAGUCAUUGAGCCUCUUGAUAUUGGACAAGAUAGAGUGCGGAUUUCAGUUGUCCAGCAUAGUGAGAGGCCAGCUCCCAAUUUCUACCUGAAUACAUAUAAGGAUAAGGCUGAAGUUUUAAGGGCUGUUAAUGAUCUAAGACUGUCUGGUGGACGGAGUCUGAACACCGGAAUGGCUUUGAAAUUCAUGAAGGACACCAUCCUGUCCCCAGUUCAUGGUAGUCGGGCGGCUCAAAAUGUACCCCAGUUUUUGAUUGUUUUGACCGGAGGCAAGUCUAAGGAUAGCGUGAAGGAGUCUGCUGGUGCUUUAAAGACCGAUGGAGUGGUACCAUUUGGCGUUGGUGUCAAGGAUGCAGACCCUAAGCAAAUCGAGGCUAUUUCUCACAACCCAUCCUUUGCUUUCAACGUGAAGGAAUUCAGCCAGCUCAGUACGGUCCAACAAAAGCUCAAUAGCUAUGUGAGCCUUUCCAAGGAAAAUCUGAAGGUCGUCUUGGAGGAAGGUAAGCAAAAGCUUUUCUCAUAUUCUAUGUUGUCCUCAGUUCAUGCUGAUGCUAUGAAAAGAGAUAUUGUAUUCCUGCUGGAUGGUUCUGAUGGCACAAGGAGUGGAUUCCCAGCAUUGCGAGACUUUGUUCAAAGUGUAGUGGAUAAACUCUCUGUGGAGGAAAACAGAGAAAGAGUUUCUCUGGUUCAGUACUCUGACAAACCAGAGGCCCAUUUCUAUCUGAACUCGCACAAAACAAAGGAUGCCGUUAUUCACGCCAUAAGUAAUAUGAGGCACAAGGGUGGAAGGAGCCUAAACACUGGGGCAGCUCUCCAGUUUGUGAGACAUAACAUCUUUACUGCCUCCUCUGGCAGUAGACGACUGGAAGGUGUACCCCAGGUCCUGAUCCUUUUGACAAGCAAGAAAUCCAGAGAUGAUGUUACGGGCCCUGCUGUAGCUCUUAAAGAUCUGGAAAUUGUGUCAAUAGGGGUCGGAGUUGGGGACGCCAAUUUCCGUGAGUUGGAAAUCAUUUCCUUCCAACCCGGUUUCACAUUCCAGGUCUCUGAGUUGUCUGAGUUGCACUCAAUCCAUCCACAGUUUGUUGCUCUUCUUAAAAGACUGUCAAAAGACACAGAAGAAGCUGUGGCUCCUGUGACUCGUGGAAUUCCUGAUUUAGUAGUGGAUACAGUGAGCAGCAAAAGGGACAUAGUGUUUCUCCUUGAUGGUUCAGACGACUCCAGAAAUGGAUUGCCUGCCAUCAGAGAGUUUAUACGAAGAAUGGCAAAUGAACUUGACAUCGAUGGGGACAAUGUUCGAGUUGCUGUUGUGCAAUACAGUGACGACGCUGCGGAGUACUUCCACCUGAAAGCUCACAAAACAAAAAGGGCUGUCAUCUACGCUGUUAGAAGCCUAAGGCAUAAAGGAGGAAGACCCCGCAACACCGGGGCAGCUCUUCAGUAUGUUAGGGACAAUGUUUUCACUGCUUCGUCCGGGAGUCGACAUCUGGAAGGGGUUCCUCAGAUUUUGUUUUUGUUAAUUGGUGGAGAGUCCAGUGAUGACGUCACAGCUGCUGCAUCUGAUCUCAAACGCCUUGGGGUUCUUUCGUUUGCCAUUGGGAUGAAAAAUGUCAGGCAAGAGGAGCUGCAGAGCAUUGCCUACUCUUCCAGAUUUAUUUUCAACCUACCAGUCUUUGGUGAACUUUUGUCCAUACAGCCAGAGAUCCUUGCCUUUGUCCAGUCAAAAAUGGGAAUUGAGCCCCCCACUAUUGUCGUUGAAUUAGAUGCUGCACAGAGAGACAUAGUGUUCCUAUUGGAUGGGUCUGAUGAUAGUAGGAGUGGAUUUCCAGCCAUGUGCGGAUUUGUUCAAAGAUUGGUGGAGAACCUCAAUGUUGGAGAGAACAAAGAUCGAGUUUCUGUGGUUCAGUACAGCAGAACUCCAGAGGCCCAUUUCUUACUGAACACAUAUCCAGAAAAACAAAGUGUUCUAGGUUCUAUUCGAAGCCUACAGCACAAAGGGGGUAGACCCCUCAACACCGGGGCAGCCCUCCAGUACGUAAAGGACAAUGUCUUUACUGCCUCCUCGGGAAGCAGAAGCCAAGAAGGCAUCCCUCAGAUACUGAUACUACUAAGUGGUGGCAAAUCUCAAGAUGAUGUUGGAAGUGCUGCUGCUGCUUUGAAACAGGACAGAAUUGUACCAUUCAGUAUUGGUACGAGGAAUUCAGACAUUCUAGAGCUCCAAAUGAUAGCACAUAUUCCCUCCUAUGCCCUUUCUGUCCCUCGGUUUGAUGACCUUGAAAGCAUUCAACAGCAGCUUUUGUCAUUUGUUAAAAGGGUCCCUCGUCAGCCAAGAGUGUAUCAACCAACUGUAGUAGAUAACACUGAAUCCAAACAACUUGAUGUUGUAUUUUUACUGGAUGGCUCUGAUGAAACUCUAAAUGGAUUUGAGGCAAUGCGUGACUUUGUUCAAAGAGUAGUGGAGAAACUCACGGUGCAGGAGACUAGAGAUCGAGUCUCUGUGGUGCAGUAUAGCAAAGAACCAGAGGCCCACUUCUAUCUGAACACUUACACAACAAAGCAAGACAUUGUUGACGCUGUAAGACAACUGAGGCACAAAGGAGGGAUCACCCUCAACACUGGGGUAGCUCUCCAGUAUGUCAGGGAUAACAUCUUUACUGCCUCCUCCGGAAGUAGACGCCAAGAGGGCAUCCCUCAGAUUCUGGUUUUAUUGAGUGGAGGAAGGUCCAAUGAUGAUGUCAGAAAUGCAGUGAAAAACUUGAAAGCAAUUGAUGUGAUGGCAAUAGUGGUGGGGAUGAGGAAUGCUGAUACGCUUGAGCUUCAAACUAUUUCAGAUGAACCCAGCUAUGCUUUCUAUGCUCCAAAUUACAAUGAUCUCCCAAACAUUCAACAGCAAGUGUUCUCGGCUGUUCAGAGAGUUGCAAUGACUACUCCUAACUUGCCAACAACACUAAUAGAUGCAACAACGGACGACAGGAGGGACAUUGUAUUUUUACUUGAUGGUUCUGAUGAUUCCGGAAGAAUAUUCCCAGAUAUCCAAGACUUUAUGCAGAGAGUUGUGGAGAAACUCAAGGUAGACGGGAACAAAGAUCAUGUGUCUGUGGUUCAGUACAGUGACACAGCAGAGGUUAAUUUCAACUUGGGUAUGCAUUCAACAAAAGAUGAUGUUCUUGAUGCUGUUCGAGGUCUGAGGCACAAAGGAGGAAGCCCUCUAAAUACUGGAGCAGCUCUCCAGUAUGUGAGGGAUAAUGUCUUUACUGCCUCCAGUGGAAGUAGAAGCCUGCAAGGUGUUCCACAGAUACUAAUACUGCUGAGUGGUGGAAGAUCUACUGAUGAUAUCAGAACUCCUGUCACAAAGCUCAAAGAAAUGGGAGUCAUUUCAAUCGGUAUUGGCACAGGAGAUGCAGACACACUUGAAUUGCAAACAAUAUCUCAUGAACCCAAUUAUGCUCUUUCCAUUACUGAUUUUGAAGACCCCACAAUUCAGAAAGAAUUGCUGUCAUUGUUAACAGACGCAUCCCAUCAACCAGAGCCAGCUGCUCCUACCAUUCAUUUCGAAUCUGACAAAAAAGAUGUUGUAUUUCUCAUUGAUGGAUCUGACAACUCUCAAACUGGUUUUGAGGGGAUUCGUCGCUUUGCAGAGAAAGUAGUGGAGAUUCUUAAUGUGGAGGAAAAUGGCGACCGGGUGGCCCUUGUUCAGUACAGUGGGAACGCCACACCCAAUUUCUAUCUGAAUUCAUACUCUUCUAAAAAGGACGUGCUUAAUUCAAUAAGAUCCAUGAGGCACACAGUUGGAAGACCUCUCAACACUGGCACAGCCCUGCAGUUUGUGAGAGACACCGUAUUUACAGCUUCAGCUGGAGGCAGACGUGCUGAGGGUGUGCCUCAAUAUCUAUUUGUCUUCAGUGGAGGGAGAUCUAGUGAUGAUAUAAUGGGACCAGCACAGUCAUUGAGAGGGGAUGGAGUAAGAACAUUUAGCAUUGGAACAAGGAAUGCUGAUACGUUGGAGUUACAAAUGAUAUCUUUUAAACCAGGAGACUCUUUUUCUGUUUCCAAUUUUAACAACCUUGACAGCAUACACUCUUCAGUGACAGCUGUAAUAAAUGGUGUUCGGGAAACACCUGAAAUGUCAACUGUCAUUGACAAUUCCACUUUGUUGACAUCAGAUAUCCAGAGGGUGGAUGGGGUUGAUGUUGUAUUUCUACUUGAUGGAUCUGAUGAGAUGCAAAAAGGUGUCCAAUCAAUCUGUGAUUUCCUUGGCCAAUUUGUUGAACAUCUUGACAUCGGGCCAGACAAAGCACAAGUUGCUAUGAUCCAGUACAGUAACAAACCUACCACUCAUUUCCUAUUGAACACGUACUCAUCGAAGAUUGAUAUCAUGGCAGAAGUACGCAAUAUCAAUCUUGAAGGAGGAAGGUCCCGCAACACUGGGGAAGCUCUUGAUUAUGUUAAAAACAACGUCUUUAAUACCUCCUCAGGAAGUAGACGCCAAGAUGGCAUCCCUCAGAUACUGAUACUGAUAAGUGGGGGAAAAUCACAAGAUGAUGUUCUGGUUCCAUCUGAGAGUCUGAAGGCAGAUGGAAUAGUGCUUUUGACUGUUGCGGUAAAAUAUGCAGAUGGAGCGGAGAUGCAGAGCAUUGCAUACAGUCCUAAUCAUGCAUAUUUGCUAAGAGAGUUUUCUGACCUUUCUCUUGUUAGACAACAGUUGCUCUCAGCAGUUGUCUCUCAUAAAGACACAGUAAGACCGGGCUUAGUUCAAGGCUCCAGUGUGAAAAGAGACAUAGUUUUCCUCCUUGAUGGAUCUGAUGAUGUAAGGAGUAGAUUUACAGAUAUACGAGAGUUUGUUGCGAAAGUGGUGGAAAAGUUUGAUGUCGACAAGGGAAAAGAUCAAGUUGCUGUCCUGCAGUACAGCAACAGUGCAGCAGUGAACUUUAACCUGAAUGCGUACAAGACAAGAGAUGAUGUGCUUUCAGCAGUCAGAAAUCUGAGGCCAAAGGGUGGGAGGCCACUAUAUACUGGCACGGCCCUCCAGUUUGUGAAGGACAAUGUCUUUACUAAUAAUGCUGCAAGUCGACGUCAUGAAGGUGCUGAACAGAUCCUAGUGCUUCUGACUGGUGGCAGAUCUAGAGAUUCUCCUCGAGGUCCUUCCAGGGCCCUCAAGACUUUGGGGGUUGUAACAUUUGCUAUUGGAUCAAGGAUGACCGAUUUGGAAGAAAUGCAAUCAAUAUCAUCUCUUCCAAAUUAUUCUUAUUCAGUCCAUGAUUUUGCAAACCUUCAAAACAUCCAGCAAAGUUUGGAGACAAAUCUUGCUCAAGUACGACCACAGGAGGUACCUAGAGUUGUGGAAAGUGAUGGAAGUAGGAGAGAUAUCGUGUUUCUUCUGGAUGGAUCAGAUAACACCAGAACAGGAUUCCCAGCUAUUCAGGAGUUCCUCCACAAAAUCAUUGAAAAUCUCAAUGUGGAACAAAAGAAUGACAGAGUGGCUGUGGUUCAGUUUAGUGACAGUGCAGUGGCAAACUUUUAUUUGAAUUCAUUUCUGAGAAAGAAUGACAUGUUGAAUUCUGUGAGGGGACUCUCACACAAAGGGGGAAGACCCCUUAAUACUGGAGCAGCUCUUAAGUUUGUGAAAGAAAAUGUAUUCACAAGAUCCUCUGGGAGUAGACAAUUGGACGGUGUGAAACAAAUGCUAAUUCUCCUCAGUAGUGGACGGUCAAGAGACAAUGUGGAUGCACCAGCCUCUGCUCUCAAGGAGCUUGGUGUCUUGGUGUUUGGAAUUGGAACAAGGAGCUCUGAUAUCAGAGAGUUACAGAAGAUAUCCUAUGACCCCAGUUAUGCUCUCUCCGUGUCUGAAUUCACUGACCUCCCCGACAUCCAACAGCAGCUUCUUUCUGCCAUGAACACUGCCGUUAUACAGGACACAACCAUGACACCAACACUAACACCACCAAUACUAGUUGAGAGUCAGGCUCCCAGGAGGGAUGUUGUGUUCUUGCUGGAUGGAUCUGAUGGCACUAGGAGUGGAUUCCCAGCCAUGCGUGACUUUGUUCAAAGAGUGGUGGAGACUCUCAGUGUGGAUGAGAACAAAGAUCGCGUUGCGGUGGUCCAGUACAGUAGAGAUCCAGCCGCCCAAUUCUAUCUGAACACAUACACAACAAAGGGAGAGAUUCUCAACACUGUAAGAGGUCUGAGACACAAAGGCGGGAGACCUCUCAACACUGGAGCAGCUCUCCAGUACGUGAGGUACAAUGUGUUUACUGCCUCCUCCGGAAGCAGACGCUUGGAAGGCGUUCCACAGCUACUGAUUCUGUUGAGUGGUGGAAGGUCCGUUGACAAUGUUGACACGCCAGCCUCUGCUCUGAAGGAGCUUGGGGUUUUGGUCUUUGGAAUUGGAACAAGGAGCUCUGAUAGCAGAGAAUUGCAGAGGAUAUCACAUGAUCCCAGUUACGCUCUGUCUGUCUCAGACUUUACUGACCUUCCGAGCAUCCAGCAGCAACUUCUGUCCUCGGUGGAGGCAGUGGUUAUUGAUGUUACUCCAGAAUCACCAACAGUUUUAGUUGAUCAUGACACCGCCAGAAAGGAUGUGGUAUUCCUUCUGGAUGGUUCUGAUGGCACAAGGAAUGGAUUCCCAGCAAUGCGUGAUUUUGUUCAGAGAGUAGUAGAGAAACUCAAUGUGGGAGGAGACAAAGACCGCGUUUCUGUGGUCCAGUACGGUAGAGAUCAAGAAGUUAAUUUCUAUCUGAACACAUACACCACGAAGGGCGACAUUCUUGACAUCGUCAGAGGUCUGAGGCACAGAGGAGGUAGACCCCUCAACACUGGGGCAGCCCUCCAGUAUGUAAGGGACAACGUCUUUACUGCCUCCUCAGGAAGCAGAAGCCAAGAGGGUGUCCCUCAGAUGCUGAUACUGCUGAGUGGCGGGAGGUCCAAUGAUAAUGUUGAUAUACCAGUUUCUGCCCUCAAAGAGAGUGGGGUCUUGAUCUUUGGCAUUGGAAACAGAAAUUCUAGCAAAGAGGUUCAAAGGAUUGCCUCUGACCCCAGUUAUUCCCAGUCUGUUUCUGAAUUCUCUGAUCUCCCCAGCGUCCAGGAUAAGUUUUUCUCCUCACUCAUUACUGUACAUGAUGGCGCAACACCCAUUUCCCCAACAGUCAUAGUGGACCUAAACGUCGCCAGAAAGGAUGUAGUAUUCUUGCUGGAUGGUUCUGAUGGCACUAGGAAUGGCUUCCCAGAAAUGCGUGACUUUGUUCAAAGAGUAGUGGAGAAACUCACUGUAGGGGAGAACAGAGAUCGAGUCUCUGUUGUACAGUAUAGCAGAGAACCGGAGGUCCACUUCUAUCUGAACACUUACACAAGAAAAGAAGAGGUUGUUGACACCGUAAGAGGGCUGAAGCAUAAAGGAGGGAGACCCCUCAACACUGGAGCAGCUCUCCAGUAUGUCAGGGACUACGUCUUUACUGCCUCCUCUGGAAGUAGGCGCCUUGAAAGUGUUCCACAGAUUCUGAUACUGCUAAAUGGUGGAAGGUCCUUUGACAAUGUAGAUAAACCCGCUUCUGCUCUCAAGGAGCUUGGUGUCUUGGUGUUUGGAAUUGGAACAAGGAGCUCUGAUAGCAGAGAGUUACAGAAGAUAUCCUAUGACCCCAGUUAUGCCCUCUCCGUGUCUGAAUUCACUGACCUCCCCGACAUCCAACAGCAGCUUCUUUCUGCCAUGAACACUGCCGUUAUACAGGACACAACCAUGACACCAACACUAAUACCAACAAUACUAGUUGAGAGUCAGGCUCCCAGGAGGGAUGUUGUGUUCUUGCUGGAUGGAUCUGAUGGCACGAGGAGUGGAUUCCCAGCCAUGCGUGACUUUGUUCAAAGAGUGGUGGAGACUCUCAGUGUGGAUGAGAACAAAGAUCGUGUUGCGGUGGUCCAGUACAGUAGAGAUCCAGCCGCCCAAUUCUAUCUGAACACAUACACAACAAAGGGAGAGAUUCUCAACACUGUAAGAGGUCUGAGACACAAAGGCGGGAGACCUCUCAACACUGGAGCAGCUCUCCAGUACGUGAGGGACAAUGUCUUUACUGCCUCCUCCGGAAGCCGGCGCUUGGAAGGCGUUCCACAGCUACUGAUUCUGUUGAGUGGUGGAAGGUCCGUUGACAAUGUUGACACGCCUGCCUCUGCUCUGAAGGAGCUUGGGGUUUUGGUCUUUGGAAUUGGAACAAGGAGCUCUGAUAGCAGAGAAUUGCAGAGGAUAUCACAUGAUCCCAGUUACGCUCUGUCUGUCUCAGACUUUACUGACCUUCCGAGCAUCCAGCAGCAACUUCUGUCCUCGGUGGAGGCAGUGGUUAUUGAUGUUACUCCAGAAUCACCAACAGUUUUAGUUGAUCAUGACCCCGCCAGAAAGGAUGUGGUAUUCCUUCUGGAUGGUUCUGAUGGCACAAGGAAUGGAUUCCCAGCAAUGCGUGAUUUUGUUCAGAGAGUAGUAGAGAAACUCAAUGUGGGAGGAGACAAAGACCGCGUUUCUGUGGUCCAGUACGGUAGAGAUCAAGAAGUUAAUUUCUAUCUGAACACCUACACCACGAAGGGCGACAUUCUUGACAUCGUCAGAGGUCUGAGGCACAGAGGAGGUAGACCCCUCAACACUGGGGCAGCCCUCCAGUAUGUAAGGGACAACGUCUUUACUGCCUCCUCAGGAAGCAGAAGCCAAGAGGGUGUCCCUCAGAUGCUGAUACUGCUGAGUGGCGGGAGGUCCAAUGAUAAUGUUGAUACACCAGCCUCUGCUCUGAAAAAAAUAGGAGUUAUGAUAUUCAGUGUUGGAUCUCGAGCGUCAGACAUUAAUGAGUUACAACGCAUUUCCUUUGAUCCAAGUUAUGCUCUUUCAGUGUCUGAGUUCAGUGAUCUUCCAAACAUCCAAGAGCAGCUACUCACAAGAGUUGAAACUUUCAAUAUUAGUCUUAUGGGAGAAACUAUGAUGGGACAUAGAGAUGUUGUAUUUCUUCUGGAUGGUUCUGAGGGCACAAGGAAUGGAUUCCCAGCAAUGCGUGAUUUUGUACUCAAAGUAGUGGAGAAUCUCAAUGUGGGAGGAAACAAAGACCGCAUUUCCGUGGUUCAGUAUAGUAGAAAUCAAGAGGUACAUUUCUAUCUGAACACAUACACCAAAAAGGAGGACAUUCUUGACAGCAUAAGACAUCUGAGGCACAAAGGUGGUAGACCCCUCAACACAGGGGCAGCACUCCAGUUCGUUAAAGACCACAUCUUUAAAGACACCUCUGGAAGCAGACGUUAUGAAGGUGUCCCUCAGAUAUUGAUUUUGCUGAGUGGUGGACAGUCAAAUGACGCUGUUAGCCAAGCUGCCUUUGACAUGAAAGGUCAAGGAAUUCAGAGUGUUGGCAUUGCCAUCAGACAGGCCGACACUAGAGAAAUGCAGUCAAUUACGUCUGAUCCACAGCUCAUCCUUGUGGCACGAGACUUUUCAGAUCUGUCAGCAAUGCAUCUGGAGCUUUUAUCAUCAAUUGCUCAGGUUUCCAGUCCUGGUUUGAUAGCUGAGUCUCAGGGUCCCAAGAAGGAUAUCGUCUUCCUUGUUGAUGGCUCAGAUGGCGUCGGAAGGGAGUUCCCCAUCAUCCAGGAGUUCAUCAGCUCAAUCGUGAAGGACCUCAACGUGGGCGAGAACAAGAUCAGGAUUGGUGUGGUGCAGUAUGGCGACUCCCCCAAUGCAGAUAUCUACCUAAACUCCCACACAACCAAGGAGGGUGUUAUGAAUGCUGUCAAGGGACUGAGGCAGCGAGGCGGCCGGGAACGUAACCUGGGUCAGGCAGUGGAGUUUGUCAGCAGUGAAGUGCUGAAUGUUCGACGUGGCGGCAGGAAGGAGGAGGGUGUUCCACAGUUCCUGAUUGUCGUUUCUGGUGGAAGGUCCACAGAUGAUAUCCGUCGACCUGCGACCUCACUGAAGAAGUCAGGUGUUUUGCCCUUCAGCAUCGGGACCAGAGAUGUAAACUCUCAGGAGCUUCAGGUUGUUUCCUAUGUUCCCAACUUUGCAUACACUGUGGAUGACCUCCCUGGCCUGUACACAGUCCAGGACAAACUGAUCUCCACGCUCACAGAGAUGUCCGAUGACGACAUUGCCAGGCUACGUCCUGUUUUCCCAACUCCGGAUGUCAUAGUACCCACUGGCGGAGAAAAGAGGGAUGUGGUGUUCCUCAUUGACGGCACAACAGCUGUGCGCAGCGAGUUCCCCGCCAUCCGUGACAUGAUCGGGAGGGUCGUGGAAAAGCUGGACGUGGGUCUGGAUCGGGUGAGGGUGUCAGUGGUGCAGUACAGCGACGAUGCCAGAACGGAGUUCCUCUUGAACGAGCACUCCACCAAAGACGAGGUCCGCCAAGCCACGAGGAAGAUUCAGAGCAGGGGUGGAAACCGUCUAAACACUGGCCGUGCCCUCGAUUGGGUCUCCAAGAACAUCUAUCAGAGAUCAGCCGGUAGCCGCAUCGAGGAGGGUGUGCCUCAGUUCCUCAUUCUAGUCACGGGGGGAAAGUCCAACGACGACGUCUCUGGACCAGCCAACCAGCUGAAGACCAACCUGGUUGCCCCUCUUGCCAUCGGGGCAAAGAAUGCCGACCCCAACGAACUGCGGCAGAUCUCCCUGAAGCCAGAAUUCGCCUACUCCAUUAACAACUUUGGCCAGCUUCCAACAGUGGAGCAACAGCUUAUUGCUUCAGUCAACACCAUGACCACCACUGACAUCUCCAGUAGUUUUGUCCCUCCUGUUUUGGAUAUUGCUAACCUCAACAUGGGGAGGAAGGACAUCAUCUUCCUCAUAGACGGCUCGGACACCACAGGGUCCAGUGGCAUCGCCCACAUCCGUGACUUCAUCCUCAACAUCGUUCAGCAGCUGGAUGUGCAACCUGACCAGGUUCGGGUCGCUGUUGUCCAAUACUCUGACAAGGUCAAGACUGAUUUCUCUCUCAAUUCCCACAACAACAAGCCAGCUGUGCUCUCUGCCAUCAAAAGACUACGCCAGCAGGGUGGCAGAUCGUCCGAUCUUGCCAAAGCCAUCGAGUAUGUGAUCAGGAACGAGCUGAAAUCCUCAGCGGGUGUCCGGCUUGCGGAGGCCUCCCAGCAUCUAGUGGUCCUCACCGGCGGGAGGUCCCCCACUGACGUGUCUGUGUAUGGCCCUCUGCUCAAAGGCUCUCGGGUCAACUGCAUUGGCAUUGGGGCUGGCGGAGUAGACUCCAGGCAGCUCAACCAGAUUGCCACCAGCUCUGCCGAUGUUCUUCAGGUACCUACUUUCCCCGGCUUGCCUACCAUUAAGGAGAGGUUCAUUGCCAGGCUCAAUGGGACAAUCCCCGAGGAGGCCCCUACAGAAAUUGAUGACCCAACUUCAGGACUCCCGAAAGCCAAGGCUGCUGACAUCGUGUUCUUGGUGGAUGGCUCCAUCAACCUUGGCAAGGACAACUUCAAGGAAGUGAUGGAGUUUAUCCUGAACCUUGUAGACCUCUUCUUCACCGAGCGUGACAACCUGCAGAUUGGCCUGGCCCACUAUGCCACCGACGUCACCGACGUCUUCUACCUCAACACCUACAAGACCAAGGAUGACAUCAUCAACGCCCUUAGUCGCACAGAGUACAAGGGUGGCCGCAGGAUCAACACGGGUGCUGCCAUUCGCCACGUGCAGGAGAACCACUUCAUCAAAGAUAAAGGCAGCAGGAAGGAUGAGGGCAUCCCCCAGAUCCUGAUGAUCGUCACUGGCGGAAAGUCAUCCGACGAUGGCAAGACUGCCGCUCUGGGGUUGAAGGCCACCGGUGUCCGUAUCUACGCCGUUGGCGUGGGCGACAUUGAGGACGAGUUGAACAACCUGGCAAGCGAGGCCUCCACGGUGGCCAGGGCGAGCACGUUCGUGGAGCUCUCUGAGCUCAACGAGCAGAUCUUGGAAACAUUGGACGACGAGGUGAAGGGCAUCAAGCUGUGCACUGGCGUGAGCCAGGAACCCUCAAAAGCCUGCAGUCUGGAGGUGUUGGUGGGCUUCGACGUAUCCUCGCAGAACAUCUUCCAGGCCCAGAGGAUCCUGGAGUCCAAGAUGGGUGCCAUCCUCCAGAGGAUCACCAAGAUGACGGGCAUCAGUUGCUCAUCGGGACAGAUCCCCUCGAUCCAGGUGGGCAUCCUGGCCAUGGAUAGUGCCUCGGAACCUGUCCACUUGGAGUUCACGGACAACGCCGACAUGCUGUUUGAGGCAUUCCGGGCCCUGCGCAAUCGCGGCCCCUAUGUCCUCAAUGCCAAGACCAUUUCCGCAUACGGUUCGAGGUUCAAAAGCCGAGCCACAGACGCAGUCAAGGUUGUGAUCCAUCUGACUGACGGUCUGGAUGGCCAGUAUAACGAAAUGAAGAGAGGAGUUGAAGAACUUAAGAUUUCAGGUGUGAACAGCUUCAUCCUGGUGGGUCUGGAGCGGGUACCCAGGUUUGAGGAGGCUGUGCUGCUGGAGUUUGGCCGAGGCUUCAGGUACACCAGACCCCUCCGAGUCAAUGUCAUGGACCUGGACUACGAGCUUCUGGAGGAACUGGACAACAUUGCUGAGAGGGAGUGCUGUGCAGUGCCAUGUAAAUGCACCGGCACAAGGGGAGACCGAGGAGCAGUCGGGCUUGGAGGAUCCAAGGGCAGCCCAGGUGGAGCAGGCGGAGCAGGACAUCCCGGAGAUGAGGGAGGACCCGGAGACAGAGGUCCUCCUGGUGUCAAUGGAACGCAAGGUUUCCAGGGCUGUCCUGGACAGAGGGGCAUCAAGGGUGGUCGUGGAUACUCUGGAGAAAAGGGGGAAUAUGGAGAGAUCGGCCUGGAUGGCAUAAACGGAGAAGAGGGCAAGAGUGGAGUCGCUGGACCCCCAGGAGACAGAGGGCACUCUGGGAGAAGGGGACCCAAAGGAACUAAAGGACAUGCAGGAGACAUCGGGGAUACAGGAAUCAGAGGAGAUCCUGGAACCACAGGUCAAGAUAACAAUGUGGCUGGACCUAAAGGAGACCCAGGCGAUGUCGGCCCAGUGGGAGAGCCAGGGGAGGAUGGUAAGAAGGGAGGCCCCGGUGAACCAGGCAGGACGGGUUCUGAUGGUAGAAGAGGCCCACCUGGACAAGCUGGAACCCCUGGCAAACCCGGAGGCGAUGGUGUGCAGGGAGAGCCUGGUAUUGGAGGAUCCAGAGGCCAAGCUGGACCAAUCGGUGCACCUGGAACCAGAGGUGAGGACGGAAACCCUGGACCAAGGGGUCCAGGAGGAGCCCAGGGAACCCCCGGAGACAAGGGCAGGAGAGGAGCUCUGGGUCGCAAGGGUGAGCCAGGAGAGCCCGGACCAAAAGGCAUCGUAGGACCUCUGGGACCUCGUGGUGAGCCUGGCGAAGAUGGUCGAGAUGGAUUUGGUAUCGCAGGGCCCAAAGGAAGAAAGGGUGAUGAGGGCUUCCCGGGAUUCCCAGGACCAAAGGGGGCGGCAGGUGAUGGAGGAAACAAUGGCGGACCAGGACCCAUAGGAAACCGUGGCCAGAGGGGUGUUUCAGGUGAAAUCGGUACUCCGGGUCAAAAGGGAGAGGUUGGAUACCCCGGGCCUUAUGGCCAGAAAGGACCGAGAGGACCUGGCGUUGUGCAAUGUGACCUUGUGAAGAAAAUCAGAGACAACUGUCCUUGCUGCUAUGGUCAACAGGAGUGCCCUCUCUACCCCACUGAGCUAGCCUUCGCCCUGGACGCCUCAGACGGCGUGGGUCGGCCCGCCUUCAACAACAUGCGUGACGCCGUGCUCCGCCUGGUCGGCAACAUCACCAUCUCCGAGAGCAAUUGCCCACGCGGUGCCCGCGUGGCCCUCACCCUCUACAGCAAUGAGGUGACCACCGAGAUCCGCUUUGCCGAUGCGCUGAAGCGCCGCUCCCUGGUGCAGCGUGUGGAAGGCUUGCAGGCAUUACAGACGCGCAAACAGCGCAGCCUGGAGACGGCCAUGAACUUCCUGGCUCAGAACACCUUCAAGAGGGUGCGCAGCGGCUUCCUCAUGAGGAAGGUUGCCAUAUUCUUUGUCAACGGGCCAGUGAAGGAUCAGCGGGCAGUCAGCGCCGCGGCCCUCCGUCUCUAUGACUCUGGCAUCGCCUCAGUGUUUCUGGUCAACAAAGAGGAUGGCCAGCUUACCAGAGCCCUGAAGAUGAACAACACGGGGUCAGCACUGGGUCAGGUGAUCGUACUGCCUAAUCCCGGAAGUGCACAGUACAACUCGGCUAUCCAAAAGGUCAUGAGCUGCCACAUCUGCCUGGACUCCUGUGCUCCAGACCAAAUGUGUGACUACGUCCCCCCUCAGCAGUCGAGAGACAGGAGGUCCUCCACCACCGACGUGGACAUUGACAUGGCCUUCGUCAUGGACAGCUCCGAGACCACCUACCCCACUGUCUUCACAGAGAUUAAACGCUAUGUUGCUCACAUUGUAGAGCAACUUGAAGUCUCGUCAGACCCUAUGGCAUCCAUCCACCACGCCCGUGUGGCUGUGAUCCAGCAGGCACCCUACGAGUUCCUGCGCAACAGCAGCGGCUCGCCGAUCCGCGUGGACGUGGGUCUGACCGACCACCGCUCGGCCCAAGACAUCCGCAACUUCCUCCUGGACAAAACGCCCCAACUGGAGGGUGGGCGGGCGCUGGCGGCAGCCAUCGAGCACACGGUGGAGCAGGUGUUUGAAAGGGCGCCCCACCAGCGUGACCUCAAGAUGCUGACAUUGUUCGUGACAGGCCCAGUGGAGGAGGAUGAGGAGCGGCUGGUUGCCGUGGCCACCGAUGCCAAGUGCAAGGGCUAUUUCUUGGUCAUUCUGGGCGUUGGCGAGAAACUUAGUGCUGGGGACGCCCGCGUGAUGAUGCGCAUGGCCAGUGAGCCCUCCGACGUCUUCUUCAAGAGGCUGACCAGCACCUCACACUUCUACGACAAGCACAUUCAGAACUUUGGCCGACUGCUGCCCAAGUAUCUCAGCAUUGAGAACGCUUUCUACAUGUCCCCCGAAGUCUCCAAAAACUGUCAUUGGUACCAGAGUGACCAGCCAUUCCCCAAGUUCCCCUUCCCCAAAUCACACCACAGCCAAGAGAAACAUCAAAAACACCAUGAAAAUCACCAGGCAGUCCAUCCAAGAAAGCACAAAGACCAAGAGGAGUUGCACGUAACCAACACCACUUCCAGUGGCCUGACCCUGCGCUGGGCCAGCCCAGACCCCAAGCUCAUAGCCUACUUCGAGGUGGUGGUGACGCGCCUGCGCGACCACACACUGGUGCUGAGGAGGAAUGUGACAGGCACGGAGCUCACUGUCGGCGGCCUGGAGAGCGCCCAGACCUACCACGCCGUGGUGACCACACGCACCGCCCAGGGCCACGUUGCGGCCACACACAAAGGCAUUAUUACCACCAAAGCAGCAGCAGAGCAUAAGAUCGCUGCUCCCAUGGAGGUGACUGGUAUCAUAGCCACUACACCACUGGACAAACCAGAGAUUGCUAACGAGCUCACAGACCCAUGCUCUCUUGACUUUGACCCUGGAUUGGCGUGCAAAAACCAUCAGGCUAAGUGGUUCUUUGACAGAAAGAAUGGGAUCUGUACCCAGUUCUGGUAUGGUGGUUGUGAAGGCAAUGGCAAUAGGUUCGAGACUGAAGCCCAGUGCUUGAAACGCUGCAUGAGGUCAGAACCUGAGCAACAAGUGGAACAGCUUCAGACUGAGAUCCUUUCAGCGCCCGCGGCCUUGACAGGAGUGGAAAUCUGUCAGCUCCCCAAAGAGGAAGGCGCAUGCGCAAAGUUUGUUCUCAAGUGGCACUACGAUGCACUCAGCAAGAGCUGCACACGCUUCUGGUACGGAGGCUGUGGCGGCAACCAGAAUCGCUUCGAAACUCAAGAGGAGUGUGAGAAGGCCUGUGGAAAAGCAGCUCUGCCUGGAGGGCAAAAGGCAUGGGAUUGGUUGGAUGAAAGCCGCGCAAACCCAGAGCGGCACUCACAGCGACGAGUGAGAAUGAAAGGAAAGAGAAGAAAAGGCUCGCUAGGUGCACCUGUCAACCAAGGAGUCAUUGCCGCAAUACGAACAUAGGAGGACAUUGAUUCAUUGUCAACAUAUUCCUCUUCUGAGAUUCGGAAGAAAACCAAUUCAAAUGGCCAAAGAAAAGCUAUACCAAAGGAAAGGUGGCUGCACUGGAUUCCAUGAACAGGAUUUGAUCAAAAACAAUCUUGAAGUAGUCUUUUUCACAAAAUGAAAGCAACACAAUUUGCUGCAUGAUUUCUCCUACUGGUGCUACAUAUUGUUUUUUAGUUCUCUGAUGGAGUUGCAGAGUACAUCCAGUGUUUGUAAUGUAAAACAUUCUGCAACAGUUACACCAUAUGUUUAACAUCAAAUAAUAAACUCAUGAGAAUAAGGUUUUAUAAUUAAAAUGUAUGUGUAUGACCAUCUUGGGACAGAGAUGAUCAAUAAAUCGUUAUUUACACACACACACGAACACACACACGAACACACACACACACACACACACACACAGGUCCACAAUGACUUUGAAAGGGUCACCAUAGGUUUAUUUUACUUCACUAUAUAAGUAAGUAAGCAUUUCACUGUUAAUCUACACAUGUUGUUUACAAAGCAUGUGAUGAAUAACAUUUGAUUUGAUAUAUCCCCCAAUUUACUUUCCCUCACCAUGCCAAAUACUCUCCUAGUUGCAGAGUUCACGCUGAUGCUAACACAAGUCCUACCUGGCAGUGUGUAUAUAAUGAGUUAAACCAAUUUCUCAGCGUCUAAAGGAAUUCAUCAUGUAACGUCAAUGCACUUCUGGAACCACUGCCUCAAACACAUGUUCCAGUUUUUGAAUAUGGAAUGUAAUUGUCAAGCUGUUUUUUGUUUUGUUUUACUAAACUUUGUGUUUCAUCUGGGAAUGGGGGAAAUAAAAAUGAAUUAGACUUUCUAAUAAA